CUCGGGCGCGAUGAAGCUGCACUGCGACGUGGAGGUGGUCAGCCGGCGCUUGCCCACCUUGGGCAUGAGGAACCGGGGCAAGGGCGUGCGGGCCGUGUUGAGUGUUUGUGAGCAGACGCCCAGAAGUCAGCUGCCCGGGCCGCCGCGCGCCUGUCUGCUCGUCUCCACCCUGAAGGAUAAACGCGGGACCCGCUAUGAGCUGAAGGAGAAUAUUGAACAAUUCUUCACCAAGUUUGUGGAUGAGGGGAAAGCAACUGUUCGGUUAAAAGAGCCUCCUGUGGACAUCUGUUUAAGUAAGGCCAACUCCAAGCACUUAAAGGAUUUUCUUUCAACUGUGAGACUGGCUCAUAGAGGCUGUGGUGUCAAUGUGCAACUUUCAACACUUGCGCCAGUAAAGGCUUCUGAAUUUGAAAAAUUUAAAACUAAAAUGAUUAUCACAUCCAAAAAGGACUAUCCUCUAAGCACGAGCUUUCCCUAUUCCCUGGAGCAUCUUCAGACUUCUUACUGUAACCUCGUCCGAGUUGAUAUGCGUAUGCUUUGCCUGAAAAACCUUAGGAAAUUAGACUUGAGUCAUAACCAUAUAAAAAAGCUGCCAGCUACGAUUGGAGACCUCAUUCACCUUCAAGACCUUAACCUGAAUGAUAACCACUUGGAGUCGUUCAGCGUAGACCUGUGUCAGUCUACACUCCAGAAGUCUCUUCGAAGCUUGGAUCUCAGCAAGAACAGAAUCAGAGCGCUGCCUGUGCAGUUUUGCCAGCUCCGAGAGCUCAUCAUUUUAAAAGUGGAUGAUAAUGAAUUGAUGCAGUUUCCUUUCAAGAUAGGACAACUAACAAACCUUCGGUUUUUGUCAGCAGCUCGAAAUAAGCUUCUGUUUCUGCCAAGUGAAUUUAAAAAUUUAUCCCUUGAGUACUUGGAUCUUUUUGGAAAUACUUUUGAACAACCAAAAGUCCUUCCAGUUAUAAAGCUGCAAGUGCCAUUAACUUUGUUAGAAUCCUCUGCACGGGCCGUACUUGGGAAGAGGAUCCCAUAUGACUCUCAUAGCAUUCCUUUCCAUCUUUGCGAAGAUUUGGAUACUGCAAAAACCUGUGUUUGUGGAAGCUUCUGUCUCCGCUCCUUCAUUCAAGGGACUGCUAACAUGAACCUACACUCUGUUGCUCACACUGUGGUCUUAGUAGAUAACAUGGGUGGAACUGAAGCACCCGUUAUUUCUUACUUCUGUUCUCUAACCUGUUACGUGAAUUCAACUGAUACGUUAAAGUAAUGAAUAAUGCCACAAAAACAAAUUUCAUUUACUUACAGAUCACAUGGGAAUUUCUUUCUGUUUUAACACUGUCAGAGAAAAGGGAAGCUUUCUUUAUAUGUUUACAUAAUAGGAGGAAAGUAUGCUAAGCUACUCUUUUAAGGCAUUUGACUGAAACUUUAAUUUCAUUAAAACCAAAUUUACUGGGCUCAGCACAAUGGCCUAGUGGCUAAAAUCCUCACCUUGAAUGCGCUGGGAUCCCAUAUGGACGCCAGUUAGUGUCCUGGCUGCUCACUUCCCAUCCAGCUCCCCGCUUGUGUCCUGGUAAGGCAGCUGAGGAUGUUCCAACACACUGGGAUCCUGCAUCUGCAUGGGAGACCUGGAAGAAGUCCUG
Messenger RNA from Ochotona curzoniae (black-lipped pika), 1634 nucleotides. RefSeq names its product leucine rich repeat protein 1 (gene LRR1). The record is from RefSeq and is a predicted model, not a curated record. The transcript has 4 exons. Gene Ontology annotation, molecular function: protein binding. NCBI's taxonomy places the organism in Eukaryota, Metazoa, Chordata, Mammalia, Lagomorpha, Ochotonidae. Bases 11 to 1261 code for a protein of 416 amino acids.